UUAACUAUGAAGUUAUUAUGUAACUGAAUGAAAAGUAGAGUAUGACGAUUAUUAGAGAGCCAAACAUGGAAUCAAAUCAGCAAUGUAUAGCCGGGUUGAAAAGAGAUUGGGCACGAAAGCCUGGAACAUUUCGCUCAAGAUGGCCACCGACGAAAUCCCUGUUGUGGACUUCAGUGCUUUGAGUCUAGAAAACAAAGAUCCUUUCAGCAAAAUAAGUAAAGACAUUGAAGAGCUUGCUGAUCAAGUUUAUCAAGCGUUUAGUACAAUUGGAUUUGUUUAUCUAAAAAACCAUGGUAUUCCCCAAGAAGUGAUUGACUCCGUUUUCAAGACGUUUGACAGGUUUUUUGAAUUAAACCAAGAUGUAAAGGAAAAGUACACUAAGGAUAAAGGAACAUCUUCAAAUGGUUGGGAUGCUCUUGAGAGAGAAAGCACUAAUCCAGAGAGACCUGGAGAUCUCAAAGAAUCAUUUGAUGUGGGUGCAGUCUAUGAUGAAAACUUUAACUGGCCCGACAAAGAUGUCCCAAUUUUCCAGAGAACUAUUACUCCUAUGUAUGAGUCCCUUAUGGCUCUUAGUAAAAGAGUGCUGUCUCUAAUGGCUAUAGGCCUAAAAAUGGAGCCCAACAAAUUUGCCUAUGCAUUUGAGAAUAUGGGUACAUCCUCUGGUGGCACUCAGCUCAGAUACAACUACUACCCAAUGAUAGCAGACAUCAGGAAAGUGAAGCCAGGCCAGAUACGCUGUGGGGAACAUACUGAUUAUGGUGGCAUUACAUUGCUGAUUCAGGAUGAUGUGGGUGGACUUGAGGUUUCAAACAUUAAAUAUGAUGGGCGAUUUGUUCCUGCUACACCCAUGAAAGGAACAGUACUAGUAAAUAUUGGUGAUUUGAUGCAAAGAUGGACAAGUGACACACUUAAAUCUACGGUUCACCGAGUACUAAUACCUGAAGUAGAAAUCAAGCGGCGUGUUCCUCGUCGGUCAUUGGUGUUUUUUGUUGAUCCAGAUCCGUCUUCACUAAUAAGUUGUUUAGAUGGCUCAAGCAAAUAUCCACCGAUUACAGCUGGAGAAUGGAUCAAGGGAAAACUCUCUGCCACAUAUAGUUAUUGAAAGUGAGGCAAGUGAACCUAAACUUCACAAACAUGCCAAUGCAAUUGGAAUUUUAACUACUGGAUUACGUUUAUCUUUAUCUCAGUGAAGAAUACAUUUUUAAUGCUAACAUAUUGAUAGGGUUUUUUUCCAUUAAUUUACGAGAAAAAUCUGGGUCUCUUUUUUUUGAUAAUUCUCAUGGUGCUCAAUGAUUGGUUUAGAGAGAACUUAUGUCACCUUGACCAAUGAAUUUAACCAUGGUUGCUCGCGUUUUCUCGCACUUAAGACAAUUUGGUUGUUUUUUUACGUUUCAUUUUUAUUGGCUCCUUCUGAUGUUUUUUUUUGUUUUUUUUUUUCUGGUUGGCCGAUGUAGUUAUCUUGGUUUAACGUUCUAUCAAAAUUCUUUGCUGUGUGUUUGUUCAGUAACAGAUCACAGAUGAUGUCAAAAUGUGGUGAGAACAAAAAAGCGGCACUUGGGGCGCAGCCGAGUGUGUCACUGAUGUUCUUACCACAUUUUGACAUCUUGUGCGGUCUGUACUGUACAUACCCACGGGAACAUGGAAUCUAUUUGUUUUGAAUGAUAACAAAGCAACCAUUUGUUGCAGUGUUAUAGAUCGUAGGCGAAAAUUACAGAUCAAAAUGCGUGAAUAAUUAUUCUUAUUACUUAAAGAGAAGUUAGAAAUGACCAAUAUAACUUUACAAUACUUUAUUUAUUUUAUUGGAUAUAUAAGUUAUACACCCAUCAUGACGAAACGAUGACAAUGAUAGUCAAUAAUAAUGACGUCAUUAUGUGGUAUAAAUAAAACUUAG
Molecule: messenger RNA, 1891 nt
Organism: Pocillopora verrucosa
Lineage: Eukaryota; Metazoa; Cnidaria; Anthozoa; Scleractinia; Pocilloporidae
Molecular function (GO): 2-oxoglutarate-dependent dioxygenase activity
Source: RefSeq, a predicted model, not a curated record